AUGGAGUCGCUUGCAGCCUUUCCUGAUGGAGAGUUUAAUGCCUUUAACAGAAUGUCCGCCAUUGAUGAAUUCAACUUCACUCAACAACUUCAGUGUUUCUCGUUUCCUUUAGAGAAUGAUUGGGGAUUCAACUUUAUAAACCCCUCGGGUUUUUGUCAUUUUCCUGUUGAUGACAAUGGUGGGUUAAGCCAUAAAAUUGUCGACUGGUCUUCCCCAACAUUCCCAAGCACUGCAAUGGCAGAAAGUAACGCUAAUGUCAUUCAAGAUUCAUCUGAAAACAUGAAGAAAAGACCUCGGGUUUCGAAAGAUGCUCAAAGGGUUCCAAAGAAAGCGCAGAACUCAAAGAAUAACCGCAGGAUCAAUGUAGAUGUAGAUGAAGGAGAGAAUAGCACUAAUGGUUUGGAUGGUCUGAUCAGUUGUAGCACAACAUACAGUUCAGGAGAUGACAAUGGCGUGGCAACUUCGGAUUCCAAUGCUUCUCAACUUGUCAACUUGAAUGCAAAGACAAGAGCGAGUAGAGGGGCAGCCACUGAUCCCCAAAGCCUCUAUGCAAGGAAAAGAAGAGAGAGGAUUAACGAGAGAUUGAGAAUUUUACAAAAUCUUGUCCCCAAUGGAACCAAGGUUGAUAUCAGCACAAUGCUUGAAGAAGCUGUUCAUUAUGUGAAGUUUUUGCAGCUCCAGAUUAAGCUUUUAAGCUCUGAUGAUCUAUGGAUGUAUGCUCCUAUUGCCUACAAUGGCAUCGAUAUCGAUCUCGACAGGAUCUCCAAAUUUGUAUAA
This is a messenger RNA of Hibiscus syriacus, 777 nucleotides long. RefSeq names its product transcription factor bHLH139-like. Gene Ontology annotation, cellular component: nucleus. Gene Ontology annotation, biological process: regulation of transcription by RNA polymerase II. Gene Ontology annotation, molecular function: RNA polymerase II cis-regulatory region sequence-specific DNA binding; protein dimerization activity; DNA-binding transcription factor activity, RNA polymerase II-specific. NCBI's taxonomy places the organism in Eukaryota, Viridiplantae, Streptophyta, Magnoliopsida, Malvales, Malvaceae. Bases 1 to 777 code for a protein of 258 amino acids. The transcript has 5 exons. The record is from RefSeq and is a predicted model, not a curated record.